CUCAAAUAACAUACCAAAAAUUUUAUCCCAAUUACCCGCUUGCUUUCUCAACCCUAAUUCGUCUGAACUGCAGAAGUACUGAAGCAUCCGCCAGAGAAGAUUUUCUUCCAAGAACCGUUGUAAUUUGUAAUGGCGACUGUACCAGUUAACCCGAAGCCUUUUUUGAACAAUUUAACUGGCAAGCCUGUAAUUGUAAAACUGAAAUGGGGAAUGGAAUACAAAGGUCUUCUUGUCUCCAUGGACUCUUACAUGAACUUGCAGCUUGCAAAUGCUGAAGAAUAUGUUGACGGGGAAUGCACUGGAAGUCUCGGAGAGAUCUUGAUAAGGUGCAACAAUGUCCUAUAUCUUCGUGGCGCUCCGGAUGACGAGGAAAUCGAAGAAGCAGAAUGAGACUAGAUUGUGCGACUCAGAGCAUGGUAUGAUUUAUGCCUAUUGAAUUGAACACUGUUGCCUAACUUCAUUUUAAAACAUGUUUACUUCGAAAAUCCUUUACUCAAACCAAAUUAUUUUGUGCUCAUAUUA
Messenger RNA from Andrographis paniculata, 522 nucleotides. RefSeq names its product probable small nuclear ribonucleoprotein F. Gene Ontology annotation, molecular function: RNA binding. Gene Ontology annotation, cellular component: catalytic step 2 spliceosome; U1 snRNP. The coding region runs from base 130 to 390 and encodes 86 amino acids. Lineage: Eukaryota; Viridiplantae; Streptophyta; Magnoliopsida; Lamiales; Acanthaceae. The transcript has 5 exons. Gene Ontology annotation, biological process: spliceosomal snRNP assembly; mRNA splicing, via spliceosome. The record is from RefSeq and is a predicted model, not a curated record.